GACCGUUUAGCUUAUGUACCCAAUUGGGCCACACAAAGCACACAUACCAUUGCAGCUGUUUCGGUAACAGAGUUCGCAGCCGUGGAAGCGUAGCUGGGUUACAAGCAUUAACGAGCACAACCAAGUGGAAAUUUUGCUGUAUAGUCGCGGUCAACCUCUGCAAGGAAGCGGGUAUUCCCUUUAACGGCCGGAGGAAGCAUGGAAGUGGAAGACUUUGACGACGAUGACGUCGGCCUCACUUCAGCGCAGAUGAUUGCCAGGGAGAGGGCUGCCUUUGGCAAGAAUGGGGACCUUAACUCCGCUCUACGGGGAGUGUCUUCAAGGAGAGGUGCAGACAACGACUUCCGCAUACCAGCUGCAGGUGUCAGCAGGGGCCAAGGAGGGUUCGGCCUUGACAGUGAACUGGAGCGUGACUCCAGGCCCGCAAAUUUGCCGCAGCCUGCGGAAGCAUUUGGCCUGACAUCGGGAAUGCAGCGCCUGGACUUCAAGGACGCCAGACCGCAGGCGUCAGAAGCCUUCGGCCUAUCCGCGGAGGUCCCACCCCCACCUCCACCCGCGUCUGCGCCUUCCCCCAGCCGCGCCACCCCACCAGGUCCCCUGACUCGCGGCCUGCAGCCCCUCGGCGGCCCUGGCAGGGCCCUGCCUCCCCCCCGCCGCGGACCCGGCCUCUCUCCCCUGCGCCCCCCCGGAGCCCCCCCGCCUGCACCGGUGUCACAACAGCAACCGGCCCAGCCUCCGCCGCCUCCGCAGCAGGCCUUUGGACUCGCCGCAGAGGCUGCUGAGGAUACCCCGCGCAUCGCCAACCCCGGCAACAACCAGCCUCUCCUGCAACAGCACCAGCAACAGCAGCAGCAGCCUCCGUCGCACCUCAUGUCACCGCUGCCUGCGCCACUGCCGCCCAGCACCCAGCCACCACCGCCAGCAGCAGCAGCAGUAGCGCAGUCUGCCUUUGGUCUGGCAAACGAGCUGCGGCCUCAGCAGCAUCUACCCGAGCCCGGCUCCAUGCAGCAGCACCCGCAGUACCCGCAGCAACAGCAGCCGCCGGGAGGUGGCUACGGCCUGGGAGAUGAGGUGCGCGCCGCGGCGGCAGCAGGCGGCUUGCAGCGGCCACCUCCGCCUCCUCCUCCUGCGGCGGCGGUGACGGCACUGCCACAGCAGCAGCAGCAGCGCUUCAAUCGGCCUUCCGGUGGGUACGGACUGGCGGAAGACGUGCAUGUGGCAGGGGCGGGGGCAGCGGCGGUGGCGCCUGGAGGGGCAUGGGGGCAGCAACUGCAGCAGCCGGGGCAGCAGCAGCAGCCGGGAGGCGGGUUCGGCAUUGCAGCUGAGGUUGGAUCUGGGCCCCAGCCGCCGCAGCCCCGGGCGCCGGGAGUGCAGCCCCAGGGGUACGGUCAGGGAUACGGACUUGACAACGACAUUGCUCAGCAGCAGCAACAGCAGGAACAUCAACAACAGCAUCAGCAGGAGAUUCAGGAAAUGCAGCAGCAGCAACAGCAGCAGCAGCUCUUGAGCGGCAUACCCGCUGAGUACUGGAGCCAGCCGCCUGCCGACACCGCCCUCCCGCUAGACCAACUGCUGGGACCCGCAGCAGCAGCAGCAGCCGGGGAGGGGCCCUGGCUGCAGCUCAACGCGCGGCAGGCGCAGGCGGUGAUGACGGGACUGGCGCAGCAGGGGGUGGCGCCCAGGGUGGUCGACAUACGCGAGGCGCGUGAGAAGCUGCUGGACGCCAGUGCGCCGCCCCGCCUCGCCUACCUGGCCGCGGUGGAGCGGGCGGCACCCGGGCAGCGGCUGGGACCCAACUGUCGCCCCUCGCUGCUGCAAACCAAGCUCAAGGCGGGGCAGAACAGGCUCCGCAAGCUGCUAGAGCCGGUGUUGGAGCCGGGCGGCCAGGGCUUCGUGGACCUGAGCUACAGCCCCGAGGGGGCGCUGCAGCCCGAGAGCGCCCGCGUGUGGCAGUUCGGACUGACGCUGGUGCAGGCGGACGGGGUGGGCAAGACGGGUCUGCAGCGCGUGCGCCAGCCCUGCCUCUACAUCGCCCGCGUGGCGCUGUUCGACCGGCGCGCCAACCGCUUCCUGGGCAAUGUGCUGGGGCUGCGGCCCAGCGGGGUGUCGCAGUACGACAAGCGCUGGAACUUCAACACCGAGGAGCGGGUGGUGGUGCGCUGCGGCUGCGUGCAGUCCGACCCCCAGGCGGGCACCCGGCUGGUGUCGGAUGAGGCGCUGUCUCUGUUCGUGGAGUUCAAUGUGUCGUACCGCCUCUCCGUGAUGGACACCCUCAACAUGCCGCAGAACGAGGGAAAGUCCGCCCAGCUUCUUGACGAGAUCAACACCUGCUGGGCCAUGAUCAGCUUCCGCAAGUGCACGGGGCUGCAACGCGAGGUGCAGAUCAGCGUGCCGCUCUACCACGGAUCCAUCUACAACCCGCAGCCCAUGACCGCCAUCUACGAGGAAAAGCGCAAGCAGUCCCCCUUCCUGUCCGCCUUCAAGUCUCACGACAGCCCGGUGCUGCAGUUCCGAGUGGGCCCGCUGAGCGAGGGAAAGCCGCCGCUGGUGCCGUACGCUUUCAUGCCCCCCACGCUGCUGGCCACCCCCGACCUCGCCUCCGCGCUCGCCACCUACCGCAUGGCCGCCGCGCUGCUGCUGGCGCGCCAGCCCGGCCCCUUCGCGCCCGCCGCCGACCCCGUGCUGGCGGGCUUCCCGGCCCUGCUGGGGGACCACCACCUGCUGGCGGAGUUCCUGACGCGGUGGCGGGACGUCACGCAGAAGAUGGGCGCGAUACUGGAUCCCGGUUGCUGCGCCCCCGAGGUGCUGCCCCCGCUUGCCGCCCUGCUGGAGGCCUUCCGGCGCUGCACCGUGGAGCUGGCACCGCUGGCGCACUGCCCCACCAUCCCGCCGCGACACAUCAACAACUUUGUGGAGUACCAGGGUCACCGACUGCGGCUGGUGCAGUCCUACUGCCACGUGGUGGACCCCGCCUCCAACAAGAUCCUGGGCGCACGACACCCCGUGGAGCCGCUGUCGCAUGCGGGAUUCGAGUUCCUGCAUGCGCCCUUUGAUGUAUCGGAGGUGCGGGUGUGCAUGGCGGACCGGCUGGAGAGGCCCGAGCUUUUCUACAG
This is a messenger RNA of Astrephomene gubernaculifera, 3113 nucleotides long. Lineage: Eukaryota; Viridiplantae; Chlorophyta; Chlorophyceae; Chlamydomonadales; Astrephomenaceae. The record is from the annotation of a GenBank genome assembly.